UGGAGAUUCAUGCUGAUGGUAGCGAGGGACAAUGGUCUUCGAGUUUGUGCGAUCAGGAAUCGCACUCGACGCAGUGGCGCGCGUCGGUUGUGAGUUCCUUAACCGGCUCAGAGCUUGGAGGCUGGAUGCCGCAGCUGGUCAGGGACCGGACGUCCGAUAGCAACGACCACAGCUCGAGGCGGCUUCCCUCAACACUCUUCCUAACAUCAAGUAGCUCGCGGGGUCAGUCAGGAGAACGGAAGAUGAUCACAAAGAACACCACUCACGGAGAAGCUCAUGUGCAGAGCGAGAGGCAUGUGCCAGAAGUGCAGGCAGAUUUUUCUUGUGCGGAGACUCGAAGUGGAGCGCGGUCUGGCCGGCAUACUGUUGGGAGAGGGAGGUCUUCGUCAUCAAAUCGCGGUAGCGGAGGAGGUGUCAAUAUAUUGCUGCCUUCAGGACCCCCUGUCGUCGAAGCGGAACACCACAACAUUGGUCGGGAUGACCAAGGAGCUGAGCAAAGCCUGUCGACCCCAGCACAAGGUGGAUUAGUUGCUUCAGUUUCUGGAGGGGCUUUGUCUUCCCGUUGGCUCGAGCGUUCGUUUUUGACUACGUCCGGGCUGUCAUCGACUGUGAAUACGCUCAGACCGUGGGACGACGCGAGUCGAGCUGUGCAAUCUUCAGAGAACGAGAGGCCUGAACGAGAGAUAUCUGGGCCGCGGGAGAAGAGCAGGGCAAGUCCACUGGUGUCUGGGGCUGCGCAGCGCUCGAAUUUGGCAUCGUGUUGUGGCCCAGCGGAAGGAGGCGGCGCAGGAGACGCCCUUCUCACGAGCGAAGGGGCACCCUGGAACCGCAUGCGCAUGUUAGGCCUCGGCGACAGCUUGAGUGGGACCAGUCACAGCUUGCUCAUCAGUUCUGCUCCGGCCGCGGCGCAGGCACAGGUUCUGGUCAACAGUGACCUGGACUUUAGCACCCGAUCCUUCUCCAACACUCUGCAGGCCUUGCUACCUACGUCGCCUUUCGGGCAGCUUAACACUCAGCUAAGCGGCUUGGUGCCGUCCUACAAUCCUACGGGAGCCGGCGACGCGGCGGCGACGGUUUCCGUAGUUCGAACCGACAAAAGCGACGAUGGGCUGCCAGAGGACAGCGCAGGUGGACGAAAGAGGCGAAGUAGCACUCGCUCACUCCGACCUGCGAGAGUGAGUGUUGCUAGCACGACGAAAAGCAGUGGUCGGCGGCAGUCACAUCGGCAUUCACUCACCAGAGGUCACUCGAGCUCGCACCUAGUCGUUCCCAUACCAACAGGUUCUUCGUAUGAGAACUCCGGUGCUGUUGCGGGUGGCGGCCUCGAUUGGAGCACUGCUGGGCCUGGAAACUUGCAGAAUUCAGGGAAAGAUUUGUUGCAUGUCCCGCCAUCCCGCAACAGUGGGCAACAACAGUCGGGAAAAACAGGCCGCAGACGGAGUUCUGGAAAUUAAGUUUGGUUCUGCUCUUAGAAAUCUUCCAACAUUUCUUACAAACCAUUUUCAUAGAAUUUUUAGAUUUGUUUUUAUCGUUCUUUCUUGAUGAAAGAGAACAGCAACAAGUAGACGUAACAUCCUCAUUGAGACUCAUUGGAUGUCUUGGAUUUGGAGUGGGUAGACAGAAAUCUAAGUCAACCAGGGUCAGACGAGUCGACUCGCGCAGGAAUUACUGUCGCUUGCGAAUCCAGGGCGUCGGCUUCUAGGAGCUCCUGCGGCAGAUAGUGGGCUGAUGAACUCUGCUCCGGGGCACGGACUGGCGACCCGUGAUCACGGGCACUCGCAUGUGUACGGACUUCAUCCGAGCCAAAACGGAAAGGCGGAAACUGUGCCGCAGGGACGUGGACACCACAGAGGACACUCGGCCGAGACCGGUUUGAACGAUAUUGUAGGAGCAACGGUCCAUCGGAAGGGCCUACAUGCCCACCGCUCUGGGCGUUCCAAGCACGACCCGGAAGCCGCAGAGGAGGAAAAUACAAAGCUACCUGUUCCUCGAAAGCGGCUGUCCGCGAGUAAUAGACCAGGAUCUUGGUAGGAUUCAGUGACGUCGAGUUAACUUUUGCACAAUUAAAUGUUGAAAAGGUCUGUGUGCCAUUCUAUACACCCACGCAAUAUUCGAUAUUGUUAAAAACACCCAUACAGAAAGACUACAUUUAUUGAUAUAAUAGGUACGUAGAGGUCCUUGAUUGAGUAAGUAACCCUCAUGUCUUCACAAUGAAAACGCGAUCAAUGUCGGAUACCAAUAUCUAUUGAAGUCAUUGGUUUUCCUCGUCAGUUUUACCAUGUCGUAAUCGCCAAAAUUGUAGCUUACCAGUGUGAAAGUUGUAGCGAGUACAUAUGCUUUGAAGUUGUCGUCUAUAUGAUACUGACCGCUCCAGAUUUAGUAACGCUUAGGUCGAUAUCAAGUUCGUUGGUCGGUUUUGAUUCAAUAGUCAAAUUUCAUGGGUGAUUUAGCAAGUACAGAUCAGACAAGAAUGGCAUGUCCUAUAUAUUGCGUGGUCGAUGUUUGCUUCGUCCUUUUUUGCGCCCUUUUGGGCUGCCCAAUGAGUAGAUGAAAGUGACUGCAUACGUAGAAGUAGAAAGUGCAAAGUUGUUGGUGUACAGGAACCUAGUACGAUUAUUAUAUUUCAUGGUUUCCAUUUCGAUUUCUCACGAUUCAUAGAUUAAGUAGAGUUGAUCUUCUCUCAUAUUUCGAGCGAGUCAAUUUUUUUGUCUUCGAAGAAGCAAGCAAUUUCAUGUCGUUUGGUAUCAGCACAAUUAUGUAGUUGUUCCAGGUUUUACUAGUAGACCAACACAAGACAAAUUCAUCAAGGCCAUAGCGCAUUUUACUGUCACAGACAUAAACAAGUACAGUCAUUUGAUCGCAGGAAUGCAUAGAGAAUAGCAAGUUAGAUGAAUCACGACUUCAUGCUCGCCUCUACAACAAUCAUCAGGAACCAACAUGCUCGUGAAUGGCAUAAAUUGGUGCGCAAAUAACAGAGACCUACGAGUUGGAGUCCUCCAAUGUCAAUCUACAACGAAAGAAGAAACUACAGCAAGCUACGUCUUACGUUACGUAAAACUAUUGGGAGUUCGGCAAGUGACCGAGCCAUUCAUCUGCAGAAUGGCUGCUACUAAAACUAAUCUCAUAAAUGAACUGGAAAUGUACAAGAGCUAAUGAAGCGUGGACAAUAAUUGAGGUAUUGGAGCUAGGCUUCAAGAUCGAAAAAAUGAAGAAAUGAAGGAAACAAUUACGAUUAUGAUUUUGAACUUGGC
This is a messenger RNA of Amoebophrya sp. A25, 3251 nucleotides long. Lineage: Eukaryota; Dinophyceae; Syndiniales; Amoebophryaceae. The record is from the annotation of a GenBank genome assembly.